Molecule: messenger RNA, 655 nt
Organism: Solenopsis invicta (red fire ant)
Lineage: Eukaryota; Metazoa; Arthropoda; Insecta; Hymenoptera; Formicidae
Gene: RpLP2
Product: 60S acidic ribosomal protein P2
Exons: 4
Coding region: 155-499 (114 amino acids)
Biological process (GO): cytoplasmic translational elongation
Cellular component (GO): cytosolic large ribosomal subunit; ribosome
Molecular function (GO): structural constituent of ribosome
Source: RefSeq, a predicted model, not a curated record
GGGCGCGACAAUAAGCGGCGCAAAUCCCGCCAGUUGGUGACUAUUUCUCGUCUUAAUUUCUCCCGGUUCUCUCGUGCUUCUUCCGGUGCCAGCUCGUGCACGUUUUUCUUGUUGAUUCUGCGGAGUUCACGUUUCGUGUCGUAAGACUUAAAAAAUGCGUUACGUGGCCGCUUACAUGCUGGCUGUUUUGGGAGGCAAAGCCUCACCAAGCCAAAAUGACAUUGAAAAGAUCCUGUCAUCGGUAGGAAUUGAAACUGAUGCUGAGAAACUGAAGAAGGUCAUCUCUGAACUGAAUGGAAAGUCGAUGGAUGAACUAAUCUCCAAGGGCAGAGAAAAACUAUCAUCCAUGCCAGUUGGCGGAGCGGUCGCUGCUGGUGCCCCUGCAGCUCCUGCUGGUGGUGCAGCAGCUCCAGUUGAAGAGAAGAAAGAGGAAAAAAAGCCGGCUAAGGAAGAAUCUGAAUCCGAGGACGACGACAUGGGCUUUGGCCUGUUUGACUAAGGACGCUUAUCUUCCUUCAUUUUUUUAUCUUGUCAUCAGAUCGAAAAACGUACUGCAUUCUGCAGCAGUGGUAGGAGUGACUUCCAACUUUUGUAAAUCUUAAUCAGGAUUGGAGCUAAUGCUACUACUGGAGAAUAAAGCAUACUUUUAACUGAA